CGCGCGUCAGUCGCUCGCGGGCUGCGACCGCGUUCAUGCUGCACGCAUGAGCCAUGAAUUAAAUUGCGCUCGCUCGUGCCGCGUAGUCUCGUUUUUUAUUUUUUUUUUUUAAUUUACUCCGUUACACAUUUUGCAUUCGGCCUCUCUGCGCGCGCGCAUCUUUGCGCGUGGGACAAAUUAGCGACCUACGUUCAGGGGAUCCGGCGGAAGUGAAGAUCACAGGAGAAUUCGCACACUACACACUUGACAUACACCUGCGUGCAAAGUGCGUGUCUGUGAUACCCCUUCUCCCCCGAGAGAGUGCGGGUGAAAGAGAGCGCGAGGAAGAGAGAGCGGGACAAAUAAAAGGAGAGACACGACGGCGUGCGAUGGCUGCGCGGCCACGCAUUGGCCCUUCCGGUGGUGAACGCGCUUCCGGAAUUGCCCAGGACUUCGUCCUGCCCAAGGCGCGAUGGACUACCAGGACGACGUUCGCCGUCGUGGCGGCGUUCGCCGUCCUCCUCUGCGUUACUGACGUCACGGCCAUUAGAUCGGGCGACGGCUGCGGGAAUGGCAUGUUCAGGUGUAACGACGGCAAAUGCAUACAGUCGAUUCUCGUGUGCGACUAUCGCGGCGAUUGCGAUGAUAACAGCGACGAAAUGCAGUCGUGUCCGCCGCCCGACUGCGAGCUCGGUCAGAUCACGUGUGGCCAGUAUAGUUUCAACAAGACGUACUGUAUACCCCCGCAUCAACGAUGCGACAUGACCGUCGAUUGCGUCGACGGUACUGACGAGGACGGCUGUACAUACAGAAAAUGUCAGCCAGACGACUUCAGGUGCGUCGGCACCACGCCGGAGCUUUGCAUACCCAAAGAGAAAAGAUGCGACGGUUACUUAGAUUGCCGAAACGGCAGGGACGAGGAAGGAUGUGGAAAUAACAUGUCGAAGCCAGCCUGCCGGCUGGAUCAGUUCAGGUGUAAUACCACGCAGCGCUGCAUCGACCAAAGUGCGAGGUGUAAUCACAGGGACGAUUGCGGUGACAUGAGCGACGAGGAGCAUUGUAGUUUUCCACCUUGCACCAGCGAUCAAUUCCGGUGCGCCAAUGCGCUUUGCAUCCCUAUAGCGUAUCAAUGCGAUGGUUACACAGACUGCCACGAUAAUUCCGACGAGAGUUCCUGCACAAUGACAGUUUGUCCAGGAAAUAAGUUUAUGUGCCCAAAGGGUGCACCAGAUGGGAAGCCAAUGUGCAUCAAUCGGUCUCAACUAUGCGAUGAAAAACAGGACUGCGAGGACGGGGCGGAUGAGGAAGCGGCGUGUUCGAUGAGUAUGUGUGGUUUGCUCAACUGUCAACAUAAAUGUCAAGCGUCUCCCACUGGAGGGGCUUGCUAUUGUCCCGAGGGAAGAAUCCUUGCCAACGAUUCAAGGACCUGCGUCGAUCGGGACGAGUGCUCAGAAUGGGGCUUCUGUGAACAGCUGUGCGAUAACACUGACGGUUCAUACAUGUGUAGUUGCGCUCUUGGUUACACCCUUCACGGUCGCAACAAAUGUCGGGCCCAGAACUUCUCGUCUCUGGAGCUUUUGCUCGCUCAAGAUCGCGCAGUGUGGCGAUUAAGCGCCACUGGCGAGGAUCGCAAGGUCAUCGCAAAUACGACCGGUGCUAGCGGGCUGGACUACAUGUACUCGCGGGGCUUACUUUUCUGGAGUGACAUGAAAACGCGAAAGGUGCAUUCGGAGUCUCUGAAUCUCGGUAACGUCGUACCGCGGAAAGUGGACAUCAGUAUGGCAGGAUCUUGGGGACCCGUGUCCAUCGCGGUGGAUUGGGUUGGUGAUAAAUUGUACGUGGCGGACUCCAUUGUGCAGAAAGUGGACGUAUUCGAGCUGGACGGACGCUACCAUGGAAUCGUUGUGGGUUCCAAUCUCACUAACCCGGCUGACAUCGCAUUGGAUCCUACAAGAGGUCUCAUGUUCAUUGCCGACAGCAAGCAGGUUCUCCGCACUAACAUGGACGGCACCAACGCGUUCCCUGUAGUCUCAGAAGCGGCUUAUAAAGUUUCUGGAGUGGCUGUGGAUAUUAUCGCCAAGAGGAUUUAUUGGUGUGACUCAUUGUUGGACUAUAUCGAAACGACAGACUACCGAGGCCGCAACAGAGUUAUGAUUCUCAGAGGACCUCAAGUGCCAUCCCCAAUCAGACUCACCCUCUUCGAGAAUAGGAUUUACUGGUCGGACAGUACUAAGCAAGCAGUCAUGAGUGUCGACAAAACUCAGGGAGAUUAUUCCAUCCAAAGCGUGUUUAAGAUACGCGAUGCUAAAGCUAUAAAAGCACUACAUCCUCUUGUGCAACCCAGCGUCUCUAAUCCUUGUGGCAACAACAAUGGUGGUUGUCAGCACAUGUGUAUCGUCACUGCCUCCAGCGACCAGAGCAACCGGCUAGGCUAUCGUUGCGCCUGCCAUAUUGGAUGGCGAUUAGCGAGCGACAUGAGAAACUGCAACUUGGUGCAGGAGUUCCUUAUGUACUCUCAACAAAGGUUCAUCAAAGGUCGCGUACUCAAUCCAGUAAUGGAAGGUUUCAGCGAUGCCAUCUUACCGGUGGUAUCCAGACGAGCGCGAUUCGUUGGACUGGAUUAUGACGCACACGACCAGUACAUUUACUACAGCGAUGUUCUUCAAGAUGUCAUAUACAGGGUACACCAGAAUGCAACCGGACGAGAAAUCGUCUUGGCCAGUCAAAACGAGGGAGUGGAAGGACUCGCAGUUGAUUGGGCUGCCAAGAAUUUGUACUAUAUCGAUUCACGUAAAGGCACACUGAAUGUCCUCAGCACUAGGAAUGUCACAUAUCGGCGAACACUAUUGAAGAAUCUGAAGCGACCUCGCGCAAUUGUAAUCCAUCCGAACCAUGGUUAUAUCUUUUUCUCUGAAUGGGACCGUCCAGCCAACAUCAGCAGGGCGCACGCUGACGGUUCCAACCUAGUCGUUUUCCAGAACUUAACUUUGGGUUGGCCGAACGGUUUGGCGAUUGACUUUAACAAGGACCGAUUGUACUGGUGUGACGCUCUUUUAGACCACGUGCAGCAUUCAAAUUUAGACGGCACGGACGUACGAACGGUCGACUCCAGACUAAUCCGACAUCCGUUUUCCAUUGCCAUUCAUGAGGAGUGGAUGUACAUUACUGAUUGGCGUUUAGACGCCAUUAUUCGACUUCAUAAGGAAACCGGUGAGCAGGAAGCGAUCUUGGUUCGUGAGCCGGCCACCAAUAGACUUUAUGGCGUGAAGGUCUUCAGCCGUGAAAUUCAGAUGACAGCACCUAACCAUCCUUGCACUAUCAACAAUGGGGGUUGCGAAAAACUUUGCUUCGCUAUUCCGGAUAAUUCUUCGCAUUCCGACGCCAUUGUUUUCCCUGAACCUGCGAACAAGUCCCCACAGAAGCUUAUUCAAGUAUGCGGAUGUCCCUACGGAGAACGUCUUCAAGGCAAUGGUAGGAGUUGCGCAGCGGACCCUGAUGGGGAACCACCCUUGCAAGCUUGUCCGCAUACUUGGGAUUUUACUUGCGCAAAUCAGAGAUGUGUACCAAAGUCUUGGGUGUGCGACGGCGAAAACGACUGUCUCGACAACAGCGAUGAAACGCAAAACUGCACGAAACCAACUUGUGGUGCGAAUGAAUUCCAAUGCAAGUCCGGCCGCUGUGUACCAAUAACAUUCCACUGUGACUCCGAAAACGACUGCGGCGAUUAUAGCGACGAAAUGGGCUGUCCAAAUGUUACGUGUAGCGCAAACCAAUUCGCCUGUGCCAACAACAGGUGUAUUCCCGCGACCUGGAAGUGCGACUCUGAAAACGACUGCGGUGACAGCUCCGACGAGGGCGAGUUCUGUGCAGCGAAAACCUGUUCGUAUUUCCAGUUCACCUGCCCACGUUCCGGCCAUUGUAUACCGCAAUCUUGGGUGUGUGACGGAGACAGUGAUUGUUUCGACCAACAAGAUGAGAUGGACUGUCCACCAGUUACUUGUCUCAGUACGCAAUUUACGUGCGCCGAUCAGAAGAUGUGUGUUUUAUCAUCGUAUAAGUGCGACGGUAUUAGUGACUGUAAUGACGGUUCCGAUGAAGUAGGUUGCCCAUCGUUGGCACCGGAUCAGUGUAAUCUCGAUAAACAGUUCCAAUGCGUUAGCUCAGCCAUCUGCAUACCUAAAAAUUGGUAUUGCGACGGUACCGCGGAUUGUCCCGACAAGUCCGACGAGCCAGAAUCCUGCGGAAAGAUCGACUGUCAGCCUGGAUUCUUCAGAUGCCAAAACGACAAGUGUGUGUUCAAGGCGUAUAUCUGCGAUGGCAAAGACGACUGCGGUGACGGCUCUGAUGAGAACACCGAGCUGCAUGCGUGCGGACCUCCUCCAUUUAAAUGCGACUCCCAGCAGUGGAGAUGCCCGAAUGUGACGAAUCGUUGUAUACCCACGGUCAAUGUAUGCGAUGGCAAACCGGAUUGCCCGAAUGGCGGAGAUGAAGGAUUUGGUUGCGAUCUCUCCGAAUGCACUCAUCAAGCUGGACUGUGUACUAAUGAUUGUUUUCAAACACCAAUUGGCGCGCAAUGUUCUUGUCCAGCUGGCGAAGAACUUACUAGCGAUGGUUACACAUGUCAAGAUAUGAACGAGUGUGAACCGCCAGGGAGAUGCUCACAGAUCUGCGUGAACACGAAGGGCAGCUAUUACUGUAACUGUGUAGAGGGUUACACGUUGGAGAAAGACAAGCACACUUGCAAGGCGUUUAACCACAGUGCUGCCUUCUUAAUUAUUUCCAAUAGGCAUACUAUUCUGGUGGCUGACCUUCAGGAUCAAGCAUUGGAACGGGUUCCUAUCAAUGUGGAAAACGUUGUGGCGACCGCCAGCAAUAUGCAUACUGGUACAAUCUUUUGGUCCGAUAUGAAGUUGAAGCGAAUCUCGCGAUUGGAUCGUGGUAGUGAUCCUCAAGACAUCAUUAGUACUGGUCUAGACUUGGUAGAAGGUCUUGCUUACGACUGGAUUGGUCAUAACCUGUACUGGUUGGAUUCUAAGUUGAAUACGAUUGAAGUAGCUAAAGAAACUGGAGCUGGAAGAAUGAUACUCGUUAAGGCGAACAUCACACAACCUCGUGGAAUGUGUUUGGAUCCCAGUCCACGUGCAAGAUGGCUCUUCUGGACUGACUGGGGAGAAAAUCCUAGAAUCGAAAGAAUCGGAAUGGACGGUAAUAAUCGAUCAACCAUCAUCAGUACGAAGAUCUAUUGGCCUAACGGUUUGGCUUUAGACAUCGCGAAUCGCAGAAUCUACUUUGCGGAUAGCAAGCUCGACUUUAUUGACACUUGUCUCUAUGAUGGCAGUAAGAGGAUUCAGGUUUUAGCCAGCUCCCAUUAUCUUUUGCAUCCUCAUUCUCUUACACUCUUCGAGGACACUAUGUAUUGGACUGAUAGACAGCUUAAUCGAGUGCUGUCAGCGCACAAGUUCAUGGGCUCCAAUCAGACGGUGGUGUCGCAUUUAAUCUCGCAGCCUCUUUCCAUACAUGUACAUCAUCCGGUAUUACAGCCAAUUACACCAAAUCCUUGCGCUAAUGCAAUGUGCGAACAUCUGUGUCUUCUAUCGCACAAUAAUCCAAUGGGAUACAGUUGCAAGUGCCAGGUUGGAUUCAAAUUGCUGUCCAAUGGACGAUGCAUGGAAGAAGAAACGCCAUACUUGAUGAUUCUCCGAGGAUCACAGAUCGUUGACGUUUCCUUGACGCCUGGAGAAGUAAAAACUGGGUAUAUUACACCUGUUGUCGGUGUGGAAAACGGAAGAUUUAUCGAUUACGAUCGGAAUAAUCGUGUCAUCUAUUGGCUGCAAGGCAAAGAUGGCGACGACGAGAAUGGCACAGUUUAUACCAUUCCCUACAACGGUGGUAACAGGACAGAGUUCCCUAAUCCCGAAGGCGAUAGUGGCAUCGUUGGUUCACCAUCUACUAUGGCGUUGGAUUGGCUUGGCCGUAAUUUAUUUAUUGGCAACAAGUUCGCAUCCAACAUCGAAGCUAUUAAAUUGGACAGCAAAAUGCGUUUUCGUACAAUAAUUUUGGCAAACGAUGGCAACCGGACAUCGGUUUCUAAACCAAAAGCAAUGUGCGUAGAUCCUAUCGAUGGACAGGUGUUUUGGGUGGACGAAGGUGGUUUUGGAGUACCCCAAAAAAUCGGACGAGUAAACAUGGACGGUAGUAAUCCAUUGGUUCUUGUGGAAAAUUUGGAACGUCCUGAGGCUAUCACUAUCGAUAUUCCUAGCAAGACGUUAUACUUUUCCUGCCAAAAUCCAGCUUUUAUCAAAGCCAUGUCAACAGACGGUUUAAACGUCCGCACUAUCCUCACUGCGGCGAAUAACCUAGCAUUGCCGAAGGCAUUAGCCGUACAUGAUUCUCGCUUGUAUUACUUGGAUCCACUUUACGAUAAAAUCGAACGUGUCGAUUUACCUAAUGGCGAUAAUCCAGUCACGCUCAUCGAUAACGAUUCGGAGCUUCGUACUCUAACUAUUUAUAAGAAACGUGCCACUGGAUCUCACCCUUGUCUUAACAAUAAUGGCGGCUGCGAACAGAUUUGCCUGCCCGCGUCGGGAGGCACUCGUGUUUGUGCUUGUGGAAUAGAAUAUAGAAAAGUCGCUGAUGGUAAAUGUGAGCCUUACAAGACAUUCGCGGUGGUCACUCAGCUAGAUGUUGCUAGAGGCUACAGUCUCAAGGAUUCCAAGGAGGCCAUGGUGCCAAUCGCUGGAGUUGGUCAUCAUAUUCUGCACGUGGACGUGCAUUAUGCGGGCAAUUGGAUAUAUUGGGUGGAGUUUAAUCGAGGCAUUUGGAAUGGUAUCUUUAGAAUACGACCUAACGGCACAGAAUUGCAACAAGUGAUCAAACAGGGAAUUGGUUCUAAUGGAAUCCGCGGUCUGGCCGUGGAUUGGAUCGCUGGAAACUUGUACUUUGCUAAUGUCUUUCCUCAUGACAACUAUGUAGAGGUUUGCAGGUUGGAUGGCUCCAAUCGAAAAGUACUUGUAAAGACGACAACGGAUGCUCCUCGCGAGUUGGCUGUGAAUCCCAUCAAGCGAUACCUAUAUUGGAUUGAUUAUGGACAGUAUCCUCGAAUAGGCAAGGCUUACCUCGAUGGUAGCAACUGGUCCCCUAUUGUGACAUCUGGAAUUAGCACACCACGUGACCUGACGAUCGAUCCUGCGACACAUGAUAUUUAUUGGGUGGACUCUAAACUGGAUACCAUUCAGAAAGUGUCCUAUACCGGCGGGGGUCGAGAAAUCAUCCGUAGGAAUUUACCAAAUCCAAUGGGCGUCGCCAUUUUCAUCGGAGAUGUCUAUUGGGUAGACCGGAAUUUAGCCACCGUUUUUAAAGCAAGUAAAUUGAAAGGCAACACUAGUCUUCCCAUACCUGUCAGGACCAAUCUACAAAAGCUCAGAGACAUCGUCAUUUUUGAUCAGAGCAGCCAGCCCUCAGAUAUAACCAAUCCUUGUAGUCAGGAAAUGAAUAAUAGCGGUUGCUCUCAGUUGUGUUUUGCUUUCCCGAAGGACAAUGUUAAACCGUUCACUUGCGAUUGCGCGGUGGGCAAACUUUCUGCCAACGGUCACACCUGCGAGAAUGUGGAAGAAUAUUUAGUUUUUGCUACGCGAACAGAGAUUCGCGCCAUAAAUCUAGAUCCGCACAAUACCAAUGUGCCUUUUGCGCCUGUUGGCAAUCUGACAAAUGUAGUCGGUGUAGACUUUGAUUAUCAAGAUAAGAAGUUGUUGUUUACUCAAAUUCGUCCUUGGGCGAAGAUUGCGUGGACACCGUCCGACCGGCCGUCUUCUUCCGAUUUGCAUACGUUGAUUAGUAAAGGAAUUAAUCCUGAAGGCAUUUCCUACGAUUGGACUCAAAAGAAGGUGUAUUGGACGGACUCAUCUAAUAACAGCAUCUACGCGAUGGACAUCGAUGGAUCCAAUUUGGUGAUGAUUGCACGGGUGGACCGUCCACGCGCUAUCGUUGUCGAUCCUUGCAACGGAUCGCUUUACUUCACUGACUGGGGUCGUUUCGGGACGUCCGGAAAAGUUUUUAAGACGACUAUGGCGGGCUCGUUGAAACGAGCCAUUAUCGACAAGGAUCUUUCGCAGCCCAGUGGUCUGGCGAUUGACUACGACGAUCGCAUGCUGUAUUGGACCGAUGCUGUGCGCGAGAAAAUCGAACGAUCCGAUCUCGAAGGAAAUAACAGAGAGAUUCUAGUUAGCGCUACCAUAUAUCCCUUCGCCAUCACUGUCUUUAGAGGGCACAUCUAUUGGACGGAUCUGCAACUUCGUGGAGUUUAUCGAGCGGAAAAGCAUACUGGAGCCGACAAGAUCGAGCUGGUGAAGCGAUUGGAGGACUCCCCGCGAGACCUUCACGUCUUUUCCGCCGCCAGACAACAAUGUACCGUUAAUCCUUGCAACAUCAACAAUGGCGGCUGCGAUCAGUCCUGCCAUCCAGGCCACAACGGCUCUGCAGAGUGCAAGUGUGACGACAACAGCAGGCUGGUGAACGAAAACAGGAUGUGCGUACCAAAGAACGUUACUUGCAACGACAGCAAGUUUGCUUGCAGAAAUGGUAGGUGUAUCUCCAGAAUGUGGGCUUGCGAUGGCGACGAUGACUGUGGUGACGGCUCCGAUGAGAACGCAAGUUAUUGUUCCUAUCACUCAUGCAGUCCGAAUGAAUUCCGCUGCAAUAACGGUCGAUGCAUCUUCAAAACGUGGAAGUGUGACCACGAAAAUGACUGUCGGGAUGGUAGCGACGAAGAGGGAUGUGUUUACCCGCCGUGUGCGUUAGGUGAAUUCACUUGUGCAAAUUACCGUUGCAUUCCGCAGUCACAGGUGUGCAAUGGCAUCAACGACUGUAAAGAUAAUGUCACCUCGGAUGAAACUCACGAGCGUUGCCCUCGCAAUACCACGUGUCCCUUGAAUCAUCUCAAAUGCGAGAAAACAAAUAUCUGUGUGGAACCCUAUUGGCUUUGCGAUGGCGACAACGAUUGCGGCGACAACAGUGAUGAGAACCCUGUCCAUUGUGCUCAGAGAACCUGCCCACAAAAUAGUUUCCGAUGCCCUAAUCACAGGUGCAUCCCAGCUACUUGGUAUUGCGACGGAGACGACGAUUGUCUGGAUGGAAGCGACGAGCCUCCUGGUUACUGUCAAUCCGAGGGUAGAACAUGCUUUGGUGACUUAUUCACGUGUGACAACGGCAACUGUAUUCCUAGGAUUUACAUAUGCGACGGUGACAACGAUUGUCUGGACAAUUCUGACGAAGAUGAACGUCACCAAUGCAAUGACAGAAAAUGUGAUGAAGAAACUGAAUUUACUUGCACCGCGAAUAAAAUGUGGAAUCGCGCUCAGUGUAUUCCCAAGAAAUGGUUGUGCGACGGGGAUCCGGAUUGUGUGGAUGGAGCUGACGAAAAUGUAACUUUACACCAUUGCCCAGCACCGACGCCUUGUGGUGACAAUCAGUUCACCUGCAACAACGGGCGAUGCUUGAAUCGCAGCUGGCUGUGCGAUCAUGACAAUGAUUGCGGUGACGGCAGUGACGAGGGCAAUUUUUGCAACUCCCAGUACAAGCAUUGCAACAGCCAAGAAUUCACUUGUCAGAAUUUCAAAUGCAUACGCAAGCAGUUCCGUUGUGACGGCCAGGAUGAUUGUGGUGAUCAUUCGGACGAAGUAGGAUGUCCGUCUAAAGGGAAGAACACCACAUGUCCAAAUCCAAAGGACUUCAUGUGCGCGAAUGGCAACUGCAUUGACUCACAACUGGUGUGCAAUAAGGAGCCGGACUGCGCCGAUGAAAGUGAUGAACCCUUGCACUGCAAUGUGGACGAAUGCGCACGUAUCGAGUUGAAUCAGUGCGGACACAAAUGCGUAGACACCCCGACUAGUUUCUACUGUGAAUGCAACCCUGGCUACAAGUUGUUGGAUGACGGCAAGGCCUGCGAAGACAUCGACGAGUGUAUCGAGACACCUCAAGUGUGUAGCCAACAGUGCGAGAACACGCCUGGCAGUUAUUAUUGCAAAUGUAACGAACGCUGGUACGAGAGAGAGGCGGACGAGCACACGUGCAAACGUAGAGACAACAUUCAACCAUGGAUCAUAUUCACGAACAAAUAUUAUGUCAGAAACAUGUCAAUCGACGCGCGCAAUUAUAGCCUGAUGCAUCAGGAUCUCAUCAACGUUGUCGCGCUGGACGCUGAUUAUACGGAGCAAAUGCUGUACUUCUGUGACGUUACUGCGAAAACGAUAUAUAGAGCACCGAUAAACGGUGGUGAAAGAGAAGCUAUUAUUCGUCACGAUAGCUUGGGUCUGGAAGGAAUAGCUAUCGACUGGGUUGGCCGAAAAUUGUAUUGGUUAGAUCGUCACGCAAAACACUUGGAUGUGUCAGAACUUGACGGUACCAACAGGAAGACCUUGCAGUCCGGAAUAGCAGAUCCUCGCGCUAUCGCAGUUCAUCCCGGCACUGGAUAUCUAUUUUUCACAUCGUGGCAUCUUCAGGCGUAUAUUGGUAAGAUGGGCAUGGACGGAAGCAACUUCACCCGAAUUCUGACAUGGGAAGACGACAUCGCCUGGCCAAACGCUCUGACCAUCGAUUACUUCACCGAUCGUAUAUUCUGGGCCGAUGCUCACUUGGAUUAUAUUGCCUUCGCCGACCUCGAAGGUCAUAAUCGACGGAUCGUUCUGUCGGGCACAUCAGUGCCACAUGUCUUCGCUAUUACUGUAUUCGACGAUUUCAUUUACUGGACCGAUUGGAAUCUGAAAGCCAUCAGUAGGGCGGAGAAAUUCUCUGGUGCUAAACUGAAGAUGUUACGCAACACUACCCAUCGACCUUAUGAUAUCCAUGCAUACCAUCCUCUUAGACAACUGCCUUACAAUAAUCCCUGUGCGGAGAACAACGGUGGUUGCUCGCAUCUUUGCCUUAUCGCACCGCCAGCCAGCUCAUACCUGCUUGAAGGAUACGGCCAACCUGGUGUUACCUCCUACAAAUGCGAGUGUCCGAAUCAAUUUAGCCUGGACAAAGACGGCAAGACGUGUAUCGCGAACUGCACUGCGGGUCAGCAUCGUUGCGGGCCGCCCGAUGAGAAGUGUAUUCCUUGGUAUUGGAGGUGCGAUGGAGAGAAGGACUGCAAGGACGGUUCUGACGAAUCAUCCAGUUGUCCGCCGAGGAAUUGUGGACCGAGUGUGUUCCAAUGUGCAAAUGGUAAUUGCACGCCGACCGUGACAAUUUGCGAUGGGUCUGAUGAUUGCGGCGACAAAAGCGACGAAGCCAAAUGUGCGCUCGAGUGUGGGGAACUUGAAUUCAAGUGCAAAUCAAACGGUCGUUGUAUACACGAUUCUUGGAAAUGCGACGGAGACGCUGACUGUAAAGACGGUAGCGAUGAGGAUCCCGUUAUUUGUCAUAACCGAACUUGCGAUCCGAGCACUGAAUUCAGCUGCAAGAAUGGCAAGUGCAUCCCCAAACUAUGGAUGUGCGAUUCCGACAAUGAUUGCGGAGAUGACAGUGACGAGCCGGCCUACAUGUGUCGACAAAGGAAUUGCACGACGGGAUGGCAACGGUGUCCAGGACACGCGAACUACCGAUGCAUUCCGAAAUGGCUGUUCUGCGACGGCAAAGACGAUUGCCGUGAUGGCUCCGACGAACGUCCGGAGAACUGUCCGAAGUGCGAUCCUAGUAUGGACUUUAGGUGCACCAAUAAUCGGUGCGUGCCGAAACAAUGGCUUUGCGAUUUUGCCGAUGAUUGCGGAGACGGUAGCGACGAGGCGGAAGCGAUGUGCAAGGAUAAGUAUCGCGAGUGCUCCGAGUCUGAGUUCAAGUGCAAAAAUGGCAAAUGUAUCGCAUCCAGAUGGAGGUGCGACAGUGAAGAUGAUUGUGGCGAUGGCAGUGACGAAGAAGAAUGUCAUCGAUGGGUGUGCAAGAACGAUAGUUUCCAAUGCACCAGCGGUCACUGCAUCGCGUCCUAUCUUCGUUGCAAUGGAGCGCGCAACUGCCGCGACAUGAGCGAUGAAGUCGAUUGUCCACCGAGAUAUCCCGGUGGAAGAUAUUGCCCGCAAUCGCGAUUCCAGUGUGACAACAAUCUCUGUGUCGCACAAACUGACAUCUGUGACGGUACCGAUGAUUGCGGCGACAAUUCCGACGAGAACCCAACCAUGUGUGCAAACUUCGAAUGCGAUACACACAGACGAUUCCAGUGCGCGAAUCACAAGUGCAUCGCCAAGUAUCAACUGUGUGACGGAAUCGACAAUUGUGGCGACGGCUCCGAUGAGAAUAACAUGACGAUUUGCGUCAAACAGAUGCGCCCGUGCGACCCUAUGUCAGAGUAUACCUGUGCGAAUAAAAAAUGCAUCGAGCGGCAGAAACUCUGUGAUCUCGCGAAUGAUUGCGGUGACUUGUCGGACGAGUUGGGAUGUCAUCAUAAUCAGCACUGCUUAGAGACCGAUCGCGGCGGCUGCGCUCAUCAGUGCCACAACAUUACUGACGGCGGCUACAUCUGCGCUUGUUAUCCCGGUUAUAUAAUCUCGCCAGACAACCGGAAGCAUUGUGUGGAUAUUGACGAAUGUCAAACCGGCCAACAUCAAUGCUCCCAUAUUUGUACCAACUUGAACGGCUCGUACGCCUGUUCUUGCCGGCAAGGUUUCCAAUUAUCGGACGGCCAUAGUGGUGUUUGUCGUGUCGAAGAUGACGACGUAGUCGUAUUAUUUGCUAAUGGACCCGAAGUCAGAGCCUAUGGUUUGCAUACUAACGAAGAAAUGGACGUGAUAAGUGACGAGAAGAAGGUGCAAGCUAUCGAUUUUGAUCCUAAAGCAGAAUACGUUUUCUGGAUUGAUUCAUACGAUAACACUAUCAAACGAUCCUACAUGGUGAACGCCAAAAAGGGCGAAGCAAAAAUUGGAUAUGCGCAGGACCUCAAUAUGAAGACUGAAUCUAAACCGACGAGUCUGGCAGUAGAUUGGAUUUCCGACAAUUUAUAUUGGAGCGAACUCGACGAAACAGGAGCUACUUCUCACGGUCGAAUCAUGGUGUCCAAGUCGGACGGCAGAUAUCGACGUAGCCUAGUCACUGUAAAUCUCGAGCAACCAACCUCGGUAGCCGUGGAUCCCGAACGAGGAGAACUCUUAUGGGCUGAUGCAGGUAGUCAGCCAAAGAUCGAAAUAGCUUGGAUGGAUGGUGAUAGACGUCAAAUGCUUGUAUCGGAGCGAAUCGCUAAUCCUUCGGCACUCACCAUCGACUAUGCCAUGGAACAUACGCUCUAUUGGUCUGACAGCAAAUUGGAUACCAUCGAAGCAAUCAGUUUAACUGGCACCAAUAGGAGAGUCGUCUUAAAGGGUAGAUCCCUUAAGAAUCCAGUAGCAUUGGAUGUUUUCGAGAACAAUCUUUAUUGGACCACCAGGCAAACAGGCGAGCUUAUUCGACAAGAUAAAUUUGGCAGAGGAGUGCCGAAUGUUAUUGUCAAGAAUCUCCCUAGUCCCGGAGGCGUUAGGGUUUAUCAUCAGCUGAGAUAUAACACUACAUUGAGAGACCCUUGUCACAAUGAUCAGUGCACUCAUCUUUGUGUUACAAUCCCUGGCGGACAUCGUUGUCUUUGCUCAGACAGUGUUGGUCCUCUUCAACGACCUAUCAGGGAUAACGAGAGGCAUUGUGACGCUACUAAUGAAAGGCCCUUACCGGCACCUAGGAUAUGUCGUUGCCAAAAUGGCGGGCGAUGCCAAGAGAUGGAUGAUAAGCUGGCAUGUAACUGCCGUGAAGAAUUUCAUGGUGAAUUCUGUGAAAUGGCGGCGGUUGCUGCUAUAGCAGGCGGGUCUACCGCUGCCAUAGUUAUUCCUGUAGUUGUGACUCUGCUAGUACUGUCCGGUAUUGCUGCAGUCUUUAUGGUUCUCAAGAAGCGGCCAUUCAGUAAGCCCGGUGGCCUGAGCAGUCUCACUGGUGCUCAAAGUGUCUCCUUCCGUCAAGGCAGCAACGUAGAGUUUGGUUCAGCUGCUCACGAAAGGAUGGAGCCUCUCGAUGUUGAGUACAAUCUCAACGACGUCACCAAUAAGAAUCGAGACUUUAGCAAUCCAAUGUACGAUGCGGUGAAUAUGGAAAGUGGCGCUACAAACGGUACCGGUGCCAGUAGCAUGUAUGAAGUGCCGGCAGAGAUGAAACCCUCCAGUGUACAGCACAAAGAACCCCCGCAACUACAUCUAAAGAGGAGAGAACUAGACCCAACGCCCAUCGACUCGGGCAAGGACACCCAGCAACUGGUCGAGGAGGACAAGUCCGAAUGCUAGGACUAACCUAUAUUUAGGGAUUUCUUCAUACCUAUCGUGCUUCGAACUCGAAACGUAAAUCGACAUGUUUCACGAGAGUGGGUAAUAUACAGGGACACAACACAAAUUAGCUCAUCAUUUUUACGUAAACAGUGCGAAUUACCUGCAACUACUCGUUAUUUAUUAAGAAGGCAAUCGAACAAGAUUCUUUUUUAACGUGUGGCGACUGAUUGAUGAUGAGGUUCUGUCUUAUUUAGCGAUCUCCGAACAUGAAUAUUUCGAGAGAUCUCCGAGUUCUUUGAGGAUAAGAGGAUAAUAGAAAAGAGGAAAAACUUGGAUGAAAAAAUUUGAGAACGUUGCUGUCUCGAAUUUAGCAUAAAAGAAUUUUUGUACAAUAAUUACGAAAGAUCCGAAUCUUUGUAUAUCCAGGCACCUAACCAGGUUCUUGACACACAUUUAGGCUGUUAACUUCCUGCAUUCCCAGACCGAAGGAUUUUUGGUACGCAGCUUCUUAUGAAUCCAUAGGUCCUUUGAACCAAAAAUUUGUGAACUAGUUCUGGGAUCCUGGAAUCCUGGAUAUUAUAGGACGAUAGAGGAUAGAGGACAGACGAGGUUGCGAAUUGAUAGCAUCAAUUUAACGGGGAGAAUAGGCUGAGAACGAAUGGCAAUAGGCACGAUUUUAUUGUGUCAUUUUUUACUAGGUGUGAUUUGUAAGUCUUGUAAAUAUAAUUGCUAACAAAAUAUAAUAUUCAUGUUAUCCUUGUAUCAUAAAAGACGCAACACAUUCCAUUCUCUCUCAAGGUUGCUGCUUGAAGUGUAGUGAUAGCACACUUCUAAUUGUUAGAACGUGUAUGUAUAUGUGUGUAUAUGCGUGCACGUGCGCGCAGUACUCGAAUUGGUACGUUAAAUUUCUUGACGAGCCUCCAAACCAGCUAGCAUAUCUGUACACUGUGUAUUGGUACUUUCCAUCCGAUUUUAUAAAGUAUAAUUAUAUUAUGAUAUAAGAAAAAGAUAGUUCUUCUCCUAUUUCAAACCAUGAUUAUUCGAACGAAGAUUUAAGAAAAGGAGACUACUUAAUAAUUCGGUUUCAGAGGUAUGAUUCGAGUACUACGUGUAUGCGUCAGAAUUAACCCUCAAUUACAAUAUGGUGGGGUCAAGUUUGACUUCAGUGAGAAUCUUUCAAGUCGAAAGUUUAUAAAAUUCAAGAGGUUCCUUUCUUUAUCGAUAUUUCCAUUAUCUUCUUGUUCACGUCGCAAACUUAUAAUUUCAAUAGUCAGUACUUUCGAUUAAAAUUUAAUGUAACUGUGUUCUCGGGGUUGGAAUUGAAUCCUGCUAUGACAGUUACAUUAUCUGGGUUGGGCUAUAGUAGUUGAGGAUUAAUGAUGUACGCGCAUUCGUUCAAGAAGCGCGUCUUUAGCGGAGUAUGUCAGCGUGGCGUUAGACUUUUUUAUGUUGAAAAGUGGCCUACCUUGUUAUGAUGAGUAGAAGCGUGCAAGCCCAAGGAGCGAGAUAAACGCGUGUUCCGCGUAUGAGCGUUAUUAAAUGUUAUUCUUGUGGAUGUUAUUGCAGAACGAUCGAUUGUAUGAUAUAAAUAAGUAUCUUUUCCGCGGCGAACAUACGCACGGAAUAUUUGCUCGGCCAAUAUGAUUGUACAUUUUUCUAGAUUAUGUGGGGUACUUUUCCUGCAAAAAAUGGUUGAAUUAAAAGGAAUCGACGGGAAUUUAUUCUGUAAAAUUAACUCUCUCUCUCUCUCUAUUUCUUUUUUUUAAUCGGAAAUUUAUUUUAACAUUUUUAUAUUCUUCCCGUUCUUUCCUAUUUCUUCCUAUCUUUUCCCGAGACGCUACGUUAUACAUUUUAAUAAAUUUUUCUUACGUAAUUUGUUAAAAUAAUGUGAAAAAGGACACGUUUUAAACGAUAAAUUCUCAUCUAAUUUAACCUAAAAUAUUAAAUUUCUUUGUUUUUAUAUCAACAGGUGAUUCAAAGUCCUUUUCUUCUAUAUUAAAUAAUAAAAGAAGAAUAUGUAAUAUUUAAUUAACGCAGCUUCGAACGUUGUAUGUCUGAUUAUAACGAAAUAAUUAAUAUGAAACAAGUUCCUAUUAAUUCCUUUUAAUACAUAUAUUUUUUGCAGGAUCAGUACGUGUGUAAUUCUUCUUCCGCGCAAACUAUGAUCGCAAUGCGAAGUUCCUUGUAUCCUUUUAACACAUGAUACUCUAAUGUUAUGUAUGAAAAUUGGGUUUCUUAUCAAAUUGUCGAAAUUUUCUAAAAUUCUUGAAAUUUCUUUUAAAAUUCAAUGCAGGGCCGAGAAAAAUUUCAAGAAUUUUUUUUUUAAUUUUAAAGUUGAAACUUUAUGGGAAUCUUUUAAUUUUAUAAAUAUCAAAUAUUAAUUGAAUCAUACGAUGUGAGAAGACAUGUUUUGUUCCUAGGUGAUGCAAGGAUAUUCAUACGCUAAGACAUUGGGAUAUUAAGAUUAUGCUCGAUGUACAUACAUGUUUCGCGAAGUAAAGGAAGAGAAUUAUCGACACUGACCCAUGUUUUCCGUGCACACAGAUUAUUAUACAUAAAAAUAUAUAAAUAAAUAAAUAAAUAUAUAUUUUUUGUUGCAAACGACUUUGAUCUGGGCAGGGCUCCAGAAAGUGUCCUGAUAAUAUUUUAAUAUAUCAGUAUUUUGUGUAUUUUUUUAUCAAGUAAACAAAAUAAUAAUUGUUAAUAUAUUGUGCAAAUAUCAAACAGAUACCGUCCAAGAAUAAAUUGCAUAGUUGACAAUUCAA
Messenger RNA from Harpegnathos saltator (Jerdon's jumping ant), 16990 nucleotides. RefSeq names its product low-density lipoprotein receptor-related protein megalin (gene mgl). Gene Ontology annotation, cellular component: signaling receptor complex; apical plasma membrane; plasma membrane. The record is from RefSeq and is a predicted model, not a curated record. The coding region runs from base 369 to 14243 and encodes 4624 amino acids. The transcript has 29 exons. Gene Ontology annotation, molecular function: hormone binding; protein binding; calcium ion binding. Gene Ontology annotation, biological process: receptor-mediated endocytosis. NCBI's taxonomy places the organism in Eukaryota, Metazoa, Arthropoda, Insecta, Hymenoptera, Formicidae.